Purpureocillium takamizusanense is the source of this 2110-nucleotide messenger RNA. It is a transcript of the gene PGS1, whose product is annotated as CDP-diacylglycerol--glycerol-3-phosphate 1-phosphatidyltransferase. The transcript is spliced from 3 exons. Gene Ontology annotation, biological process: cardiolipin biosynthetic process. Gene Ontology annotation, molecular function: CDP-diacylglycerol-glycerol-3-phosphate 3-phosphatidyltransferase activity. The record is from RefSeq and is a predicted model, not a curated record. Lineage: Eukaryota; Fungi; Ascomycota; Sordariomycetes; Hypocreales; Ophiocordycipitaceae. The coding region runs from base 139 to 1764 and encodes 541 amino acids. Gene Ontology annotation, cellular component: mitochondrion.
CUUCGGCCCACGCAUCCGCUGUACCAGCUAACGUCUCGCGACUCAGGCUCGAGCCGACUCGGCCUGCUCGACGAUCCCACGAACAAGCGAGCCAGCGAGCUAGUCAGCCAGCUAGCUGUCCGAAGCCGCCGCACCACGAUGCUGGCCCGGGGCUGCACCCGUUGCGUCGCGCAGGCGCGCGGGCCGGCCUCGAUCCGCCUGCUGAGGACGAGCCUCGCCCGCGCCUCGCCCGGCCGGCGCUUCUCGACAUCAUCGUCGUCGUCGGCAGCUUCGGCGUCUGCGACGGGCUCGGGAAACGCUGUAGGGGCGCUGGCGCCCUUUGUCAGCGAGCUCGACCGCAUGGCGCCGAGCUUCGACGUGCGUGGCGGCGACAUUCACAUCCUGCGCACGCCCUCCGACUUUUAUGAGACGCUCAAGGACCGCAUACGCAACGCCAAGCACCGCAUCUUCCUCUCGACACUCUACAUUGGCAAGUCGGAGCGAGAGCUCAUCGACACGCUGCGUGACGCCCUUGCCCGCAACCCCGAUCUGACGCUCAGCAUCCUGACGGACGCGCUGCGCGGCACCCGCGAGAGCCCGGACCCGUCGUGCGCCUCGCUGCUGGCGCCCCUCGUCGCCGAGUUCGGCCCCCGCGUCGAGGUGCGCAUGUAUCACACCCCGAACCUGACGGGCGCGCGCAAGCGCUACAUCCCGCGCCGCAUAAACGAGGGCUGGGGGCUGCAGCACAUGAAGCUGUACGGCGUCGACGACGAGAUUAUUCUCUCGGGCGCCAACCUGUCGACCGACUACUUCACCAAUCGCCAAGACCGGUACCACCUCUUCUCGUCCAAGCAGGUGACGGACCACUUUUGGAACAUCCACAACGGCGUCGCGUCGUUUAGCUUCCUCGUCGAGCGGUCCGACGAACCCGCCGGCUUCGCCCUGACCUGGCCGGAAACCAAUUCGGCGCCCUCGCCGCUGGAGCAUCCCAAGGCCUUUGUCAAGAGCACGACGGCGACUCUGGAGCGCCUGAUAUCGCCGCCCGCCACAUCAGGCCGGGCAGACUCGACAGGCAACCUCCCCGACACGCGGGUGUACAUGCUCGCGCAAAUGUCGCAGGUGAUGCGCCCGGACACGUCGACGGAGCUGCCCGUCGUCACGCGCAUUCUCGAGCGCCUCGCCCAGCCGCAGUACGCGGGCUCUUCGUGGACCUUUACGGCCGGCUACUUCAAUCCGGCCCCGUCGCUCAGCAAGCUGCUCCUCGAGACGGCGUCGUCGCGCAACGUGGUCAUCACCGCCGCGCCCGAGGCCAACGGCUUCUACCGCAGCAAGGGCGUCUCGGGCCUGCUGCCCGACGCGUACGUGCUGCUCGCGCGCCGCUUCGUGCACGCCGUGCACCGCGCCGGCCGCGACGUCGGCCCCGCGGCCAUCGCCCUCAAGGAGUGGCGCCAAGGCACGGCGGGCCGCCCGGGCGGCUGGACGUACCACGCAAAGGGCCUCUGGGUCACCAUGCCCGACGGCGACGGCGGUGGCGACGGCCCGGCCAUGACCCUCGUCGGCAGCUCCAACUACACGCGCCGCAGUUACUCGCUCGACCUUGAGGUCGGCGCGCUCGUGGUGACGCGCGACGCGGACCUGCGCCGGCGCCUCGCCGAGGAGGAGCGCUGGCUGCAGGAGCACGCGCGGACGGUCACGCGCGACGACUUUGCGCGCAACGACCGCCGCGUCGGGCUCAAGGUGCGCAUCGCCAUGUGGAUCGUGCAGCUGGUGGGCGGCGCGCUGUGAGGAGGAGAGGCGCUGUGAACCGAGAGGCGCUGAGCCAAAGCGAGAAGCUUGGAAAACGGUGGCAGAGUACGUAUGCAUACAAACCGGUGCGCUCAGAGCAGAGCAGUGCGGAGCAGAUGAACGGUGCCCACAUGGUAUUACAGUGGAAACGGCGUUGAUCAUGAGCAUCCCCUUAGCUCUGGUAUAGUAGGGAGUAUAGAAAGUACAUAGAGACACGCGCGAGUGCGUGGGCGUCAGACAGGUAGAUGCAUGAGUGAUACCCCUGGAUAGACUCCAUAGCAAGUCAGUUGGCUAUUGUGGCUCUGCAUCAUGAGCCGGCCACGAAGAAAAGGGCGUGAGCGACACC